AUUGAUAUCUAGGCAUUAGAUUGUGUCUGAUUUCGUGUAGUACAUAAACUGAUUCUUAUAAAUAUUUAACCCGUUUCCUCUGUAUUUACAGCAAUAUUAUUAAAUAUGGCCUUAUCAUCGAAUCAUUUGGAGAUUCUGCGCAAGAGUUUGCUAGAUAAUAAGAUAGAUUAUGUAAGAUUUACGUGGUGCGAUUUAAAUGGAAUUUCCAAGUGUAAAAUAGUGCCAGCAUGGUGUAUUGAGAAAUCUGAAAAUACACUCAAAUCUGGAGUAACGGCGACAUGUAAUGUUCUGGCGUUCGGACCGCAGGGUAUAAUACCAGCAAUUGAGAUAGAUGAGACUAAGAUAUGCUCCAAUUGCAUAAUUUUACCAGCCGUAGAACUCUAUCGAGAUUUAGUUUGGGCAUCGGAAAAAGACUGUAAGAUUGCCCAAGUAAUCUGUGAAACAUUUUGGAUGGAUAGGACGCCUCAACAGGCAAAUCCAAGAUUCGUGGCGAGAGCUCAAUUAACAAAGUUAAAAGAUCUUGGUUAUAAGCUCUUAUCUGCUUUUGAGAAUGAAUUUGUUCUUAAAAAGGACGGAAAGUUUGUAUUUGAUGAAUGUUCAUCCGAAACGUAUAAUACGAUAACAACAAGUAAAUAUGAGUCUUUCUUAACGAAUGUGGAGAAAAAUUUACGACACGCUGAUAUAAUGUGUCCAACAAUUGAGGUCGAAUUUGGAGGAGGGCAGUUUGAAAUUACUAUAGAAUGUAACGAAGGUAUAAAAGCGGCUGAUGAUAGUUUUACUUUCAAAGAAGCCAUUAAGGAGAUGGCACAAAAAUGUGGCAUGUCAGCAUCCUUCAUGAGUAAAAUUUCAAAGGUGAUUGGAAGCAGUUCUCACUUUAAUCAUUCGAUUAAGCGUGUUACGACGGAAGAUAACGCCUUCUUCGAUGCAAGUAAUAAAGUUAAGAUGUCUGAUGAAUGUAAGCAUUGGAUGGCCGGUUUAAUAAAACACGCCAGAGCGCUUACAGCCUUCUAUGGCCCCACUACUAAUUGUUAUGAUAGAUUGCAUAACAUAUAUUGCCCCACAAUAGCUAAUUGGGGCUUUGAAAAUCGACUUGCUAGCUUUCGAUUAGUGAGCAAUAGUGAACAUGGAACCUACAUCGAAAAUAGAAUUCCAUCGGCGGCUUCUAAUCCGUAUCUGGUUUUAGCUGCAACAGUAGCGGCUGGUAUCGACGGUUUGGUUCAUAAAUUGGAAUGCCCACCGAUGAACGAUGAAAACGCAGUUGUCUUACCGAAGAGUUUGGAAGAAGCACUCGACGAUUUAGAGAAAGAUACUGUUCUUUGUAAAGCUCUAGGAAAGGAACUAGUAGAAUGGUUCUGUAUUACCAAAAGAGUGUGCGAGAUAAAGGUGCUUAAAACUAAGGAAGAUGCACAGGUCAUGUACGAAAGAAUCAUUUAG
This is a messenger RNA of Dimorphilus gyrociliatus, 1434 nucleotides long. NCBI's taxonomy places the organism in Eukaryota, Metazoa, Annelida, Polychaeta, Dinophilidae. The record is from the annotation of a GenBank genome assembly.